AUGGAUUCUGUGUGGAGUCUUUCUGGAAACCAAGGUGACAAGUGGAAUCCAGCACAAGUGGCCGUGAACGAUCAAACGGCGUCAUAUCAGGUGAGCAUGUAGACCAGUCAGCACCAAAAUAUAACUGAAUCCAAAGACAGCAGAUAUUGGUGGGUAAGGUCUUUAUAGGCCCCAUUUACACUGUACCAGACUACUUUUCAUACUGGAUUAAUUUUCACUCCGAAGACGAAGUAAAAAACAAGGGUGUUUACACUAUGCCGUUUCGCUCUGUUGCCAGCUCAUGUCUUUACUAUCUCCAUGGAAACAAGAGAAACAUUUUUUGUCAAUAUACUAAAAUUUAUUAAAAACAAGAAGUAACACACAUCUCCUUUGUACAAUAUAACUUUGUUUAAAAAACCUGAUCACCAGACGUUGCUUCGUUUCGCUCCAUUCCAAAAUUGACAAGUAUUUCUUCAAUUUUUGCUCUUUCAAAAGCGAAAAGUCAAUGUUAUUAUCGUUUUCUCUUUUGGCUUCGCCAGAAAUAGUAAAUGGUUGUAAGACGAAACAAACAACAGCUGUAAAUUAGGUAUUGUAAAGCGAGCAAAUAAAGGCGACACUGUUAAAACAUACACGCCAAAAGCGAUUUUGGCGUACCGGAUUGACCUGUUUACACUGCUCCGGCACAUACAGGAUUACUUUUCGUAUCACCUCCAAAGCGAAGUAAUUUUUGCUCCGCGUCGCGUACCGGAUUCGGCUGUGGCGUACCGGAACGUAGCGUAUAUAUUUGUUUCCUGAGCGGUUGUGUGGAACUAAUGACUUCAGUCGACACAAAAGAAAAUGCUACGGUAUAAGUGGAAAACUGUCUUAAACAGCAGCCGAAUCCGGUAUGAAAAUCGCUACGCUCCGAUGCAAUCUGGUAUAGUGUAAAGGCUGGUUUCCACUCAGGAAAAUUAUCCGUGGAUUGGAACGAACAAGAAAUUUUUUCUUUGUGUUACAAUCAUUAGUUCCAACCCAGAGCUCACAAGUUCCAAUCACGGACAAUUUUCUUGCGAAUUAAGCAGAAUAUCCACGGUUCUGCUUAUGCGCGCCAACAAUAUAUACAGGGUAUAAAAAAAAACGCUAUGGAAUUUAUGGAAAUUCAACAGGCUGUCGUGCAUGCAUCAUAAAGACGAAAGAACAGUUAUUCAGCUUUUCAAUGAUACUCUUUUUAAAUCGUAACGAUGAAAAGUGGCCACAUACUCGUCAAAUAAAAAUUGCCGGUCGAAAUUACAUUCUUCCCAAGAGGGAAUUGAAAUUACAUGUUAAAUUAUCUAAAAUGAGCUCAACUCGUCGAUCUUUGUCUUAGUGAGACAAUAACUCAAUAAGAACGUUCAUAAAACAUGGUUUAAUUUACCCUUGAACAGAGAAGAUUCGUAAUCAAAACGUUUUACGAAACAAAUAGCUUCCAGGUUGCUUACAGGUUGCUUGCAGCAGGCUCGCGUUACUUUUGGAUUGACUAACUUUGCAUAAUUAAUGUUUUUCAAUUCCCAAAGGUGGAAGAAUGUGAUUUCGACCGGCAAUUUUUAUUUGACGAGUAUAUGUGGCCAUUUUUCAUCGUUAGGAUUUAAAAAGGUAUCAUAUAGAAAAGCUAAAUAACAGCUCUUUCGUCCUAUAUAAAAAUUGAAUUGUUUGGCUAAGUUUAUGAUGCACGGCAGCCUGUUGAAUUUCCAUAGCGUUUUUUUUAGACACCCUGUAUAGACUAUGCCUGUGGUUGUUCCGUGCUCUUCAAAUCAAGGCGCAGAUACGCUUAUAUUUUGCACUGACAUUACAGUCAGUUAUUUUAGCAACUCUUGGUGGGAAUGUAACGCCAUUUUAACACCAUAGUUUUGCCAUUAUCUGCAUCCAUCAAAACAUAAAAUCAUCUUGGAUCACCUUACCAAUUUGAAUAAACUAGAUUUUACAAACUUUCUUGUAAGUGUCAACACUCUUUUUUAAGGGGUGUUGCUACUAUGGCUUACCAUGGCUACACAGCUUUACAUAACUGAAUUAUUUAAUAAAGCCGUGUUCGUUUUGUCUUACCGUGUUUUUCAAUUUUUACCGUGAUAACACGGCCAACCUGGCCUUCUAGUUAAGACCCUGUAGGUGGGUAUAGAAUUAGAAAUACCUGCUUGUUCAAAUGCUAAAUAUUUCUGAUCUACUAGUGAACGGAAACGACCGCACUUUUCUACUUUUCUUGCAGUAUGUAAUCGAAGGUGUACGUGGUAAAGAUAUCAAGGGAGACAUUGCAAUUGAUGAUAUCUCUCUCAUGGUUUCAUGUCUUUCAGGAGGUGAAUCGUUUGUGUACUAAUAGCGAGCUUAUUAAGGAAGCGACAUUUUUGACAACAGAAACGUUGACCGGAAGCAAAUGUGACGUUUGCAACCAACCAACAUUCUUGACCCAGUCGUUUUACGUUAGUCAUGCCGUUCUUGUUGUCGAAAACGUCGCUGUAGGCCGACAUACCAUCAAUCUUUAACAAAAUAGAGCAGGAAAGCUGGGUAUCUUCGUAGUUCAUCAUUCGGUGGUAUAGUUUAUAGCAUAUUUUUACGAUUUUAGAAAAUCAAACUACUAAACCGACAACAUUUACAGUUUCCACUACACCUGCAAGUUCACCAUCUCUAACUAGUUCUGAAGGCAAGUGA
Molecule: messenger RNA, 2637 nt
Organism: Paramuricea clavata
Lineage: Eukaryota; Metazoa; Cnidaria; Anthozoa; Malacalcyonacea; Plexauridae
Source: the annotation of a GenBank genome assembly